AUGGAGGAGGCGAGCGGCCCCGCGGCGCCUCCCGCCGAAACCGGAGCCGAAACCGGAGCCGAAGCCGCGGCCGAGCCGCAGUCCGAGCAAGAUGGAGGCGGGGGGAAGCAGGCGGCGAGCCCCGCGGCGCGCGCCGACGUCUACCGCUACAUUAAGGGGGACUUGUUCACCUCCGAGAUCUAUAAGGUGGAAAUACAGAACCUGCCCAAGUACAUCGGCUUCAACGACGUGAAGAAAUUUCUCGCCAAAUACGGGCUCAGCCCGCAUAAGAUCAAACUUUUYGGGAAGCAGACGUUCGCGUUCGUGACGUUCAAGAGCGAGGAGGAGCGGGACCGAGCCGUGGCYGUGCUGCACGGGGCCCUGUGGAAGAGCCGCCACCUGAGCGUGCGGCUGGCCAAGCCCAAGGCCGACCCCAUCGCCAAGAAGAGGAAGAAGGAGGAAGAAGAGGAGACGGAGCCGCGCGAGGCGAAGCAGCCCAAGGCCGGGGAGCCGCCGAGCAGGCAGAUCGCGGACGUGGUGACGCCGCUGUGGAACGUGCCCUACGAGGAGCAGCUGGCGGGGAAGCGGCGCGAGUGCGAGCGAGUGCUGCAGAGGCUGACCAAGGAAAUUGGAAAUAACAACAGAGCGUUACUGCCUUGGCUGUUCGUGCAGAAGCAGAAGUACAACAAACUGUGCUGCCCGGUAGAGGGAGUGAAAGCAUCACCCUUACAGACUGAAUAUCGCAACAAGUGUGAGUUCUUGAUUGGGAUUGGUGUAAAUCAAGAAGACAAAACUGUGGGUUGUCGUCUUGGCAAAUAUAAGGGUGGUACUUGUGCUGUAGUGGAGCCAUUUGACACUAUUCACAUUCCUGCUAUUGCCAAAAAAGUAGUAAAAGCUUUUCAAGACUACAUAAGGUCAACUCCUUACUCAGUUUACAGCCCAGAAACCUAUGAAGGUCACUGGAAACAGCUCACGGUYCGAACCAGCAGGAACAACCACAUUAUGGCAAUUGUUUAUUUUAACCCUCAGAAAUUAAGUAAAGAAGAGCUUGCUGACCUGAAAAUCUCUCUGGCAAAGUACUUCACAGAAGGGAUGGGGAAGGCCAGUGGGGUGACUUCUCUCUACUUUGUGGAAGAAGGCCAAAGAAAAUCUCCCAAUCUAGAAGACUUGCCCUUGGAGCACGUGGCUGGUGAUAAGUACAUAUAUGAAGAACUUCUUGGCCUGAAAUUUAGGAUUUCUCCUCAUGCAUUUUUUCAAGUAAAUACAGAGGCUGCGGAAGUGUUGUACACCACCAUCAGGGAGUGGGCCCAGCUGAACCAAGAGAGUACUGUGCUGGACAUCUGCUGUGGUACAGGAACUAUUGGGAUUUCUUUGGCAAAGAAAGUAAAGAAAGUUAUUGGAGUUGAACUCUGCCAAGAAGCUGUGCAGGAUGCCAGAGUGAAUGCCCAGAUGAACGAACUGAAUAAUGUUGAAUUUUAUUGUGGGAAGGCUGAAGAUAUUGUCCCUUCCUUAAUUAAUAUACUAGCUCCCCAGAACCUGAUUACCAUUGUAGAUCCACCACGAGCAGGACUGCAUUCCAAGGUAAUUCUUGCAAUUAGGAGAGCUGAACAUCUCAAGAAGCUUAUUUAUGUAUCUUGCAAUCCCCAAGCUGCAAUGAAUAACUUUGUGGAUCUUUGCCGGGCCCCAUCCAACCGGGUUAAAGGAGCCGCUUUCCGACCAGUUAAAGCGAUGGCCGUGGAUCUCUUCCCUCAAACCAGGCACUGUGAAUUACUGAUAUUCUUUGAACGGGUUGAAUAUGCGAACGGCAGCACUGCUGGAGCGAUGCUCGAUGCCGCUCAGGUCACACAAGGAGGAUGUGACUCAGAGAGCUUGGAAGCAAACGCUGAUGAAAGCCAGGCAACCUCUGCAGACACAGAUACUGCCUUCAAAGAGAGUGAAUCAGCCUAAAACAYGGACAUUUUCCAAAAAGCUACUUGUGCUACAGUGCUUUGGUAAUAUUGUUUCUGUAAAAUCAUGGUAAUAAAUCUCUCUACCCCA
Molecule: messenger RNA, 2016 nt
Organism: Nothoprocta perdicaria
Lineage: Eukaryota; Metazoa; Chordata; Aves; Tinamiformes; Tinamidae
Gene: TRMT2A
Product: tRNA methyltransferase 2 homolog A
Biological process (GO): RNA processing
Molecular function (GO): RNA methyltransferase activity; RNA binding
Source: RefSeq, a predicted model, not a curated record